Molecule: messenger RNA, 924 nt
Organism: Ochlerotatus camptorhynchus
Lineage: Eukaryota; Metazoa; Arthropoda; Insecta; Diptera; Culicidae
Product: charged multivesicular body protein 6-like
Exons: 4
Coding region: 127-777 (216 amino acids)
Biological process (GO): late endosome to vacuole transport via multivesicular body sorting pathway; vesicle budding from membrane
Cellular component (GO): ESCRT III complex; multivesicular body
Source: RefSeq, a predicted model, not a curated record
UCAUCCCCUCUUCAUCGCCAGCUGAUUUUGGAAUCAACUUUUUGCGUUUAUUAAGCGAUUUAUCAGUAAUUUAAUUAGUAAUUUUUAGUUACAUCCCCUAGAGCAUAUCAUUAAAUCAGGCAUACAAUGGGAAACUUGUUCGGUAAAUCGAGCAGUAAAGCUAAAGUGAGCAGAGUAACCGAACACGACAAAGCAGUGCUGCAACUUAAACAACAAAGAGACAAAUUGAAACAGUACCAGAAACGGAUUGAACUUCAGUUGGGGAAAGAUCGAGAGAUGGCGAAAAAAUGUUUGGCGACUGGUCGAAAAGAACGAGCGAAAACGCUGCUUCGUAAGAAGAAGUACCAGGAAAAGCUCCUGUCCAACGCGGACGCUCAGAUUGAAACGAUAGAGAAACUAGCGUCCGACAUCGAAUUUGCCCAGGUGGAAGCGCAGGUCAUCAGUGGCCUCAAGGUCGGCAACGAAGCACUGAAGAAGGUGAACGAAAUCCUCUCGAUCGAAGAGGUUGAACAGAUACUGGACGAAACGAGAGAGAGCAUCGAAAAGCAGCAGGAGAUUGACGCACUGCUGAACGGUGUACUGACCGAGGAGGACGAAGAUGAAGUGCUGGCCGAGUUGGAGCAGCUCGUUGGAGGCCAAGACGAGGAGAAGGCUACAGAGGAAGAGGAUAUUGGCGAAAGGUUGCCCGUUGUGCCCGAGGAUGAACCGACGCCCGAGAAGCGGCGGAAGGAGAAAGAUUCGGAGCGGUCUGGCAAGAAAAUAGCCCUGGAGGCUUAAGCCAAGCUCUAGAAUUACUUGGGAAGGUUUAGCGAUGGAUGCGGCCCGUUUUUAUACUGAUAGCAACAAACCCAGUCAAAUGACUAUUUUGAAUGCCUGCUUUUAUGCGAAUCGAUGACCUACAGAUUGGAAUACUUGCCCGGAUGG